CGACAUUUUCUUUCAUCUGCAUUCAGAAACAGAGUCUCCCACCCAUUUAUCCAUGAAAUGUUGCUUCCAACUACUAACUUCAACACCUUCUUCACUCCUUCUUCUCCAUUCUUCUUCCCUUUUCAUUUCCCCAAAACCCCUUCCAAAUUCACUAUUCGCACCUCCUCUUCUAAUUCCCACACCCUCCCUGAUUCCGCCAUUCAACGCAUCGCCGAUAAACUCCAUUCACUCGGCAUCAUCACCACCACCACCGGCCACUCCUCUUCCUCCUCCACAACCUCCACCACCACCGCCGGUGAAAUCUUCCUUCCCUUACCACACACACUCCCAAAAUACCGCGUCGGUCACACACUCGACCUCAGCUGGAGCACACCGGAGAAUCCAGUUCCUCUCGUUGGCGCAGGACUCGAGAAAUUGAGCGAGAAUGAAGUUGAGAGAGCGCGUUUGGCGAAGGAGAAGAAGAGGGAGGAGAAGAGGAAGAGAGUACCGACGUUGGCAGAGUUGAGUUUGACGGAUGGGGAGAUAUUGAGGUUGAGAGAAUUAGGGUAUCAGAUGAAGCAGAAGAUUAAGGUUGGGAAAGCCGGUGUAACGGAAGGGAUUGUUAAUGGAAUUCAUGAACGGUGGCGAAGAUCGGAAGUUGUUAGAGUUGUUUGUGAGGAUCUUUGUAGGAUUAACAUGAAAAGGACUCAUGAUAUUUUGGAGAGAAAAACUGGAGGACUUGUUGUUUGGAGAUCUGGAAGUAAAAUAAUAUUGUACAGAGGGAUUGAUUAUAAGUAUCCUUACUUCCUAUCAGAUGAAGUUUUGAGAGAAGAAGAAAGUGAUGCAUUGCAACCUAUGGACAGUGAUGAUGAAAGUAUUGAUGAAAGAAAGACCCAUUCAUCUGAAAUGAGUUCAGCCACACAUGCAGGACAAAGUUCAAACAUCAAAACCGUAAAACCAGCUUUGGUACAAGGAGUCGGUACUCCCAAUAGAGUGAGAUUUCAACUGCCAGGUGAAGCAGAGCUUUUAGAAGAAGUAGACAGCUUGUUAGAGGGUCUUGGGCCUCGAUUUACGGAUUGGUGGGGGUAUGACCCUGUGCCUGUUGAUGCUGAUCUUCUACCUGCCGUUAUUCCUGGAUUUAGGCCGCCUUUUCGCCUACUUCCAUAUGGUGUGCAGUCUAAGCUAACGGAUGAUGAAAUGACCACAUUGAAGAGACUUGGCAGAACUUUACCAUGCCAUUUUGCAUUAGGUAGAAAUUGGAAACUUCAAGGAGUGGCUGCUGCGAUUAUCAAGUUCUGGGAAAGAUGUGAGAUUGUCAAUAUUGCAGUAAAAAGAGGUGUGCAGAAUACUAGCAAUAGGAAAAUGGCUGAAGAGAUUAAGUAUCUGACUGGAGGAACUCUCCUUUCUCGGAAUAAAGAAGUUAUUGUCAUUUACAGAGGAAAGGACUUCUUACCUGCUGCAGUUUCUUCAGCAAUUAAAAAGAGAUGGAAAGCUGUAAAAAAUAAAGAAAAUGCUGAAAAUAGAUCAGCAAUUACAGCUUCUUCACAUUCUGAAAGAAAGCAUAUGACAUUCAUUAAAGAUAAAGAAACCAUUGAAAAGCCAUUAUUGAUGAAGGCUAAGGCAGCUAUUCAAAGGACUAGCUUCAAAUUGGCACAGGCACUAGAGAAGAAAGAGAAAGCUGAAAAACUUUUAGAAAGUCUGGAAAAAGACGAGAGUCUUCAAGAAGAAGAAAUAGAUAAAGAGAGUAUUACUGAAGAAGAGAGAUACAUGUUGCGGAGAAUUGGCUUGAAGAUGAAGCCCUUCUUGUUGCUAGGAAGACGAGGGGUUUUUGAUGGGACAGUGGAAAAUAUGCAUCUUCAUUGGAAAUAUCGGGAACUUGUGAAGAUAAUAUGUAAUCAAGAAAGCGUGGAAUAUGCCCACCAGACAGCUCGGACCUUAGAGGCAGAAAGUGGUGGAAUAUUAGUAGCAGUAGAGAGAGUGAACAAGGGCUACGCAAUCAUUGUUUAUCGUGGAAAGAAUUAUAGUAGGCCGGAUAGUUUGAGGCCGCGAACACUUCUAAAUAAAAAGCAAGCAUUGAAGCGUUCAAUAGAGGCACAACGCCGUGAGGCGUUGAAGCUUCAUGUUUUGAAGUUAGACAAGAACAUAAAUGAAUUGAAGCAUCAAAUGGUUAAAGAUGAGGCUAGCAGUGAGCAGAUAGCUAAAGAGUUGAGAUCGGACUUGGCUACAGAAAAUUCUCCAGAAGAAGCUUCUGUUGACAAUCAACAACCUAUACAAGAGCAGCACAUUGAGCUGAUUGGUAGUGGUGGAGAAUGUCAAGGUGAACCAGAAUCCUUGACUGGUUUGGUUCAUCAAGAAAGACAGGCUACAAAAAAUUCUCUAGAAGAAGCUUCUGUUGACAACCAACAACCUAUACAAGAGCAGCACAUUGAGCUGAUUGAUACUGGUGAAGAAUGUCAAGGCGAACCAGAAUCCUUGACUGGUUUGGUUCAUCAAGAAAGACAGUUGGAUGAAGUGGAUGAUUUUGUGGUUGAUACUGGGCACAGUGUUUCUACUAACAAAGCAAGUGAAGGAUCAAUCAUAUCAUUCAAAAGUGAUCCGGAACCAUCAGCUCCUGUGAUAAAUGAGAAUUCAAACGAGUUUCCUUCUAGUUUGGUUCAUCCAAAAAGGCAGUUGGAUGAAGUGAGUGAUUCUGUGGUUGAUACUGGACAUAGUGUCUCUACUAACGAUGCUAUGGAAGCAUCGAUUAUAUCAUUUAAAAGGGAUCCUGAACCAUCAGCUCCGGUGAUAAAUAAGAGUCCAAUUGAGUUUUCUUCUAGAUCUUCAUCUCUUUCCAAUAGAGAGAGACUUCUUCUUCGAAAGCAGGCCUUAAGGAUGAAAAAGAUACCUAUCGUUCCCAUAGGAAAGAGCAAUAUUGUGGCCGGUCUUGAGGAAGCAAUCAAGAAUCUUUUGCGGAGGCACCCUUUUGUCAUAGUUAAUGUCAAAGGAAGGGCAAAAGGGACCUCAGUUCAUGAGUUGGUUUCCAUACUAGAGGAAGCAACAGGUGCAGUUCUAGUCUCUCAGGAGCCUAGCAAAAUCAUACUUUACAGGGGUUGGGGGGCGGGAACGCAACGUCACACCAACUCAAUUUAUAGGGGAGUAGCUGAAGACGGAGGAGCAAAGCCCAAUGUCUCUCCCGAGCUGUUGGAAGCUAUCAGAAUUGAAUGUGGAUUGCAGUAACAAACAGAAUAUUACAAUUCAAUACCGAUCAAGUAUCCACAAACAAAUUGCCAUGAUUUUUUCUUCAUGGCAGCCGUGGUCAUUGCAAUAUGAUUUAUAGAAAGACGGAGCUAUGUAGUCAUUGAGAGGCGAAUGGCUGAUAGCCGAUGAUUUAUGUUGAAAAUUUUGAGGGUGUCAUAGACAUUUACCAGUAGUGGGAAGAGAAACACCAAGGAAGAGCUGGAAAAGAAAUAUUACUGCAAACAAAAGGGAGAGCCGUCUUGAAGUCAUUAUUGUGUCCUUAAAUAGCAAGUGUCAGUUUCUGUGUUAAACAUUAAUCUUCCUCUGGGACUGAACAUGGAUGUUACAGUGUUACUCCAUUCCUCUGCCAUGCACCUUGUUUCUUUACAAUGCCUCAAGGUGAAUGGAUAGUGAUUUAGUGGGUGUAGAAGUGAAUACUAAAAUGUACUAGUAAAACUAUAACACAUGUAAAAACGAGGAUGGUAAAAAAAGAUAAUGUGUUUUAUAUUCAUGUGAAAAGAAUGAAAUUUGUCUCCAUUGAAUUGAAAUUUGGAGCUCCAAUAUCA
Molecule: messenger RNA, 3761 nt
Organism: Medicago truncatula (barrel medic)
Lineage: Eukaryota; Viridiplantae; Streptophyta; Magnoliopsida; Fabales; Fabaceae
Product: CRM-domain containing factor CFM2, chloroplastic
Exons: 14
Coding region: 58-3195 (1045 amino acids)
Biological process (GO): RNA splicing, via transesterification reactions
Molecular function (GO): mRNA binding
Source: RefSeq, a predicted model, not a curated record